Miniopterus natalensis is the source of this 11328-nucleotide messenger RNA. RefSeq names its product ATRX chromatin remodeler (gene ATRX). Gene Ontology annotation, biological process: replication fork processing; chromatin remodeling. Gene Ontology annotation, cellular component: pericentric heterochromatin; nucleus. The record is from RefSeq and is a predicted model, not a curated record. Gene Ontology annotation, molecular function: ATP binding; chromatin DNA binding. Lineage: Eukaryota; Metazoa; Chordata; Mammalia; Chiroptera; Miniopteridae.
UGGGCUGACGCUCUAACCCCUGGGCAAAACUUGCUAGGGCUCUUUUCACUUUCUUGAUGGUAUCUUUUGAUACACAAAAGUUUUGAGUUUGGAUGAAGUCAGUUUUAUCUAUUUUCGUUCUUGCUUUUAAAUUUAGGAAAUCUUUUAUUAGAAAUAGGAUAUAUGUUUAUUUUCUGCCUUUGAAACUUUUAACUUUUUAUGUCCCUAUUGGGUUACAGCUAUACCUGUUAUAUAACUUUACAGGAUAUGCUAUAAUAAUUUAGUUACAUAAAUAUUUCCCUGGGAAUCUCUGAGCUCUUCUGAGUCCUCUUCUAUGUUUUAUUUAUCCCCGUGCCAGUCAUUUAUUCAAUUAUUCUGUGCCAAGCAGCAGAUAGAGUAAUGAACAAAAAGACUACUGAAGCCUUCCAGAGAGUAAGUGCUCAUGAAAGCAAGUUGAAUACAUUGGUGCAGAAACUUCAUGACUUUCUGGCACAUUCAUCAGAAGAAUCUGAAGAAACAAAUUCUCCUCCAAGACUUAUGAUGAACCAAAGCACAGAUAAAAUCAGUGGUUCUGGAAAUAACUCUGAUAUGAUGGAAAACAGCAAGGAAGAGGGAGCUAGCUCUUCAGGAAAAUCCAAAUCAUCAGGAUCAUCACGAUCAAAGAGGAAACCUUCAAUUGUAACAAAGUAUGUAGAAUCCGAUGAUGAAAAGCCUUUGGAUGAGAUUCUAAAUGAAGAUGCUUCCAAUGACAAUUCAGAAAAUGAUAUUACUAUGCAAAGCUUGCCAAAAGGUACAGUGAUUGUACAACCAGAGCCAGUGCUGAAUGAAGACAAAGAUGAUUUUAAAGGGCCUGAAUUUAGAAGCAGAAGUAAAAUGAAAACUGAAAAUCUCAAAAAACGCGGAGAAGAUGGGCUUCAUGGGAUUGUGAGCUGCACAGCUUGUGGACAGCAGGUCAAUCAUUUUCAAAAAGAUUCCAUUUAUAGACAUCCUUCCCUGCAAGUACUUAUUUGUAAGAAUUGCUUUAAAUAUUACAUGAGUGAUGAUAUUAGCCGUGACUCAGAUGGAAUGGAUGAACAAUGCAGAUGGUGUGCAGAAGGUGGAAACUUGAUUUGUUGUGAUUUUUGCCACAAUGCCUUCUGUAAGAAGUGCAUUCUGCGCAACCUUGGCCGAAAGGAGCUAUCUACUAUAAUGGAUGAAAACAACCAAUGGUAUUGCUACAUUUGUCACCCGGAGCCUUUGUUGGACUUGGUUACUGCAUGUAACAGCGUAUUUGAAAAUUUAGAACAGUUGUUGCAACAAAAUAAGAAGAAGAUAAAAGUUGACAAUGAAAAGAAUAAUAAAGUAUGUGACCAUACACCCAGAUUUUCUCCAAAGAAAAAUAAUUCAAAUUGUAAUGGAGAAGAAAAGAAAUUAGACGAUUCAUGUUCUGGUUCUGUAACCUAUUCUUAUUCAGCACUAAUUGUGCCCAAAGAGAUGAUUAAGAAGGCAAAAAAACUGAUUGAGACAACAGCCAACAUGAACUCUAGUUAUGUUAAGUUUUUGAAGCAUGCAACAGAUAAUUCAGAAAUUGAUUCUGCUACGAAGUUACGUCAGCUUAAGGCUUUUAAAUCUGUGUUGGCUGAUAUCAGGAAAGCUCAUCUUGCAUUAGAAGAAGAUUUGAAUUCAGAGAUUCGAGGUUUGGAUGCUGUAAACAAAGAGAAAAAUACCAAAGAGCUUAAAGUCAUAGACGCUAAGUGUGAAACAAAAGUACGAAAAGGAGAAAAACCCUGUGCUUUGGAAAGGAAGGAUAUUUCAAAAUCAGAAGCUAAGCUGUCAAGAAAGCAGGUAGACAGUGAGCACAUGGAUCAGAGUAUUGCAGUAGAGGAACAAAGAGCAAAUAAAAGUACCAGUGUUGAACAUGAGAAAUCAGAUAAAAAAGAAGAACCUCAGUAUGAACCUGCUAACACUUCUGAAGACUUAGACAUGGAUAUUGUGUCUGUUCCUUCCUCAGUUCCAGAAGACAUUUUUGAAAAUCUUGAGACUGCUAUGGAAGUUCAGAGUUCAGCUGAUCAUCAGAUUGAUGGCAACAGUGGCACUGAGCAAGAACUGGAGAGUUCUUCUGUAAAAUUAAAUAUUACUUCAAAAGACAACAGAGGAGGUAUUAAAUCAAAAACUACAGCUAAAGUAACAAAAGAAUUAUAUGUAAAACUUACCCCUGUCUCCCUUUCUAAUUCCCCAAUUAAAGGUGCUGAUUGUCAGGAAGUUCUACAAGAUAAAGAUGGCUGUAAAAAUUCUGGUCUGAUCCCCAAGCCAGAGAACUGUGGACUUGGACAGGAUAAAAAUGAUAAUGCACUUUUGCUUGAAUGUGAAGUUUUAUUACCUUCAGAAGAAUCUGAUCUUCGAAGAUCCCCGCGUGUAAAGACUACACCCUUGAGGCGACAGCCAGAAACUAACCCUGCAACAUCUAAUUCAGAUGAAGAAAGUAAUGAAACAGUUAAGAGGAAACAAAAACUGUCAGGUCCAAUGAGAAAAAAAGAUAAGCGGAAUUCUUCCGACACUGUUAUAGAUAAUCCUAAAACUAAUAAAUUGCCUAAAUCUAAGCAGCCAGAGAUUGUGGAUCGAAAUUCAGAUUCUGAUGAAAUGCUAGCAAUCCUCAAAGAGGUAUCCAGAAUGAGUCAGAGUUCUUCGUCAGAUACUGACAUUAAUGAAACUCAUACAAAUAGUGAGAAGACUUUAUAUGAUUUAAAGUCUCAAACAGGGAAAGAUGAUAAAGGAAAAAGAAAACGAAAAAGUUCUACUUCUGGCUCAGAUUUUGAUAUAAAAAAAGGCAAAUCAGCCAAAAGGUCUAUAAUUUCUAAAAAGAAACGAGAAAACCAGUCUGAAUCUUCCAAUUACGACUCAGAAUUGGAAAAAGAGAUAAAGAGCAUGAGUAAAAUCGGGGCUGCUAGAACAUCUAAAAAAAGAGCUCCAAAUAAAAAGGAUUAUGAUUCUUCUGAAGAUGAAAAACACAGCAAAAAAGGAAUGAAUAAUCAAGGGCAGCACAGUUUGAAGGCUGCACAAGAAGGAUCAUCUGAUGAUGCUGAAAGGAAACAAGAGAAAGACAAUUUUUCUUCGGCAGAAGGCACAGUUGAUAGUGACAAGACUAUCUUAGAAUUAAGAGGUAGACUCUCUAAGAAGCAGCAGCCAGGUGUUUCCUCUGAUGGUACUGAUAAGCCUUCUUCUGGGAAAGAGGAGAGUUGUAGUUCUCCAGAAGACAAAAAGGUUGCUGAAACUAAAGUAAAGAGUAAGCAUCUGAAAACCAAAACCUGUAAGAAAGUACAGGGUAGCUUAUCUGAUAUUGCUCAGAAGUUCCCAAAGAAAGAGCACAGUGAUGACUCCUCGGAAGAUGAUAAAAAGCAGAGCAAAAACGGAACUGAGGAAAAAGAAAAUCAAACUACAGCCUUGAAGAAAAAAGUAACUAAGAUGAAACAACAGUAUGAAUCAUCAUCAGAUAGCACUGAGAAAUUACCUGAGGGAGCAGAAAUUUGCCAUUUUCCUGAAGGCAUAAAACAAAAUAAGAAUGGCACAACUGAUGGGGAAAGGAAAAGUAAAAAAAUAAAAGGUAAAACUUCUAAAAAUAAAGAUGAAUUAUCUGAUAGUGCUGAGAAGUUAACUGGGAAAAGAGAUAGUUGUGGUUCUUCAGAAGAAAAAAGGAGUAAGAAUGCAGGAUUUGGAAGAGACAAGAAAAGGUGCAACUUUUCUGGAAAGAGUUCAAGGAAGAGACAAGAUUUUUCAUCAUCUGAUACUGAGAAAUAUCCCAUGAAAGAAGAUGGUCGUGAUUCUUCUGAUAAGAGACUGAAAAGAAUAGAAUUGAGGGAAAGACGGAAUUUAAAUUCAAAGAGAAAUACCAAGGAAGUACGAAGUGGCUCAUCAUCUUCAGAUGCUGAGGAAAGUUCUGAAGAUAAUAAAAAGCUGAAGAAGCAAAGAACUUCAGCUAAAAAGAAGACAGGCAACCUCAAGGAGAAAAUGAGAAACUCCCUCAGAACAAGUACUAAAAGGAAGCAAGCCGACAUUACUUCAUCUUCUUCUGAUAUAGGAGAUGAUGCUCAGAAUUCCUUAGGAGAGGGCAGCAGUGAUGAGCAGAAAAUUAAGCCUGUGACCGAAAAUUUAGUGCUGUCUUCACAUACUGGAUUUUGUCAAUCUUCAGGAGAUGAAGCCUUAUCUAAAUCUGUGCCUGUCACAGUGGAUGAUGAUGAUGACGACAAUGAUCCUGAGAAUAGAAUUGCCAAGAAGAUGCUUUUAGAAGAAAUUAAAGCCAAUCUUUCCUCUGAGGAGGAUGGAUCUUCAGAGGAUGAACCGGAAGAAGGGAAAAAAAGAACUGGGAAACAUAAUGAAGUAAACCCAGGAGAUGAGGAAGCAAAAAAUCAAGUCAAUUCUGAAUCAGAUUCAGAUUCUGAAGAAUCUAAGAAGCCAAGAUACAGACAUAGGCUUUUGAGGCACAAACUGACUGUGAGUGAUGGAGAAUCUGGAGAAGAAAAAAAGACUAAGCCUAAAGAGCACAGAGAAGCCAAAGGCAGAAAUAGAAGGAAGGUGAGCAGUGAAGAUUCUGAAGAUUCGGAUUUUCUGGAAUCAGGAGUUAGUGAAGAAGUUAGUGAAUCUGAAGAUGAACAACGGCCCAGAACAAGGUCUGCAAAGAAAGCAGAAUUGGAAGAAAAUCAGCGGAGUUAUAAACAGAAAAAGAAAAGGCGCCGCAUUAAGGUUCAAGAAGAUUCAUCCAGUGAAAACAAGAGUAAUUCUGAAGAAGGAGAUAAAGAAGAUGAUGAAGAGGAAGAGGAAGAAGAAGAUGAAAAUGAUGAUUCCAAGUCUCCUGGAAAAGGCAGAAAGAAAAUUAGAAAGAUCCUUAAAGAUGAUAAACUAAGGACAGAAACACAAAAUGCUCUUAAGGAAGAGGAAGAGAGGCGAAAACGUAUUGCUGAGAGGGAACGUGAGCGAGAGAAAUUGAGAGAGGUGAUAGAAAUUGAAGAUGCUUCACCCACCAAGUGUCCAAUAACAACCAAGCUGGUUUUAGAUGAAGAUGAAGAAACCAAAGAACCGUUAGUGCAGGUUCAUAGAAAUAUGGUUAUCAAAUUGAAACCCCAUCAAGUAGAUGGUGUUCAGUUUAUGUGGGAUUGCUGCUGUGAGUCUGUUAAAAAAACAAAGAAAUCUCCAGGUUCAGGAUGUAUUCUCGCCCACUGCAUGGGCCUUGGUAAGACUUUACAGGUGGUUAGUUUUCUUCAUACAGUUCUUUUGUGUGAGAAAUUGGAUUUCAGUACAGCUUUGGUGGUUUGUCCUCUUAAUACUGCUUUGAAUUGGAUGAAUGAAUUUGAGAAGUGGCAAGAGGGACUAAAAGAUGAUGAGAAGCUUGAGGUCUCUGAAUUAGCGACUGUGAAACGUCCUCAGGAGAGAAGCUACAUGCUUCAGAGGUGGCAGGAGGAUGGUGGUGUUAUGAUCAUAGGCUAUGAGAUGUACAGAAAUCUUGCUCAAGGAAGGAAUGUGAAGAGUAGGAAACUUAAAGAAAUAUUUAACAAAGCUUUGGUUGAUCCAGGCCCUGACUUUGUUGUUUGUGAUGAAGGCCAUAUUCUAAAAAAUGAAGCAUCUGCUGUUUCAAAAGCUAUGAAUUCUAUACGAUCAAGGAGGAGGAUUAUUUUAACAGGGACACCACUUCAAAAUAAUCUGAUUGAGUAUCACUGCAUGGUUAACUUUAUCAAGGAAAAUUUGCUUGGCUCCAUUAAGGAGUUCAGGAAUCGAUUUAUAAAUCCAAUCCAAAAUGGUCAGUGUGCAGAUUCUACCAUGGUAGAUGUCAGAGUGAUGAAGAAACGUGCUCACAUUCUUUAUGAGAUGUUAGCUGGAUGUGUUCAGAGGAAAGAUUAUACAGCGUUAACAAAGUUCUUGCCUCCAAAACAUGAAUAUGUGUUAGCUGUGAGAAUGACUCCUAUUCAAUGCAAGCUCUAUCAGUACUACUUAGAUCACUUAACAGGUGUAGGUAAUAGCAGUGAAGGUGGAAGAGGAAAGGCAGGUGCAAAACUUUUCCAAGAUUUUCAGAUGUUAAGUAGAAUCUGGACUCAUCCAUGGUGUUUGCAGCUGGACUAUAUUAGCAAAGAAAAUAAGGGAUAUUUUGAUGAAGACAGUAUGGAUGAAUUUAUAGCUUCGGAUUCCGAUGAAACCUCCAUGAGUUUAAGCUCCGAUGAUUAUACAAAAAAGAAGAAAACAAAGGGGAAAAAGGGGAAAAAAGAUAGUAGCUCAAGUGGAAGUGGCAGUGACAAUGAUGUCGAAGUCAUUAAAGUCUGGAAUUCAAGAUCUCGAGGAGGUGGUGAAGGAAAUGUGGAUGAAACAGGAAGCAAUCCCUCAGUUUCUUUAAAGAUGGAAGAAAGUAAAGCUACUUCCUCCUCUAAUCCAAGCAGCCCAGCUCCAGACUGGUACAAAGAUUUUGUUACAGAUGCUGAUGCUGAGGUUUUAGAGCAUUCUGGCAAAAUGGUACUUCUCUUUGAAAUUCUUCGAAUGGCAGAGGAAAUUGGGGAUAAAGUACUUGUUUUCAGCCAGUCUCUCAUAUCUCUGGACUUGAUUGAAGAUUUUCUUGAAUUGGCUAGUAGGGAGAAGACAGAAGAUAAAGAUAAGCCUCUUAUUUAUAAAGGUGAAGGGAAGUGGCUCCGAAACAUUGACUAUUACCGUUUAGAUGGUUCUACUACUGCACAAUCAAGGAAAAAAUGGGCUGAAGAAUUUAAUGAUGAAACUAAUGUGAGAGGACGAUUGUUUAUCAUUUCCACCAAAGCAGGAUCUCUCGGCAUUAACCUGGUAGCUGCUAAUCGAGUGAUUAUAUUUGAUGCUUCUUGGAAUCCAUCAUAUGAUAUCCAGAGUAUAUUCAGAGUUUAUCGCUUUGGACAAACUAAACCUGUGUAUGUAUAUAGGUUCUUAGCUCAGGGAACCAUGGAAGAUAAGAUUUAUGAUCGGCAAGUAACUAAGCAGUCAUUGUCCUUUAGAGUUGUUGAUCAGCAGCAGGUUGAGCGUCAUUUUACCAUGAAUGAGCUUACUGAACUUUAUACCUUUGAGCCAGACUUAUUAGAUGAUCCUAAUUCAGAAAAAAAGAAGAAAAGGGAUACUCCUAUGCUGCCAAAGGACACCAUACUUGCAGAACUUCUUCAGAUACAUAAAGAACACAUUGUAGGAUAUCAUGAACAUGAUUCUCUUUUGGACCACAAAGAAGAAGAAGAGUUGACCGAAGAAGAAAGAAAAGCAGCUUGGGCCGAGUAUGAAGCAGAGAAGAAGGGACUGACCAUGCGUUUCAACAUACCAACUGGGACCAAUUUACCCCCUGUCAGUUUCAACUCUCAAACUCCUUAUAUUCCUUUCAAUUUGGGAGCCCUGUCAGCAAUGAGUAAUCAACAGCUGGAGGACCUCAUAAAUCAAGGAAGAGAAAAAGUUGUGGAAGCAACAAACAGUGUGGCAGCAGUGAGGAUUCAGCCUCUUGAGGAUAUAAUUUCAGCUGUAUGGAAGGAAAACAUGAAUCUCUCAGAGGCCCAAGUACAGGCAUUAGCAUUGAGUAGACAAGCCAGCCAGGAGCUUGAUGUUAAACGAAGAGAAGCAAUCUACAAUGAUGUAUUGACAAAACAACAGAUGUUAAUCAGCUGUGUUCAGCGAAUACUUAUGAACCGAAGGCUCCAGCAGCAAUACAAUCAGCAGCAACAGCAACAAAUGACUUACCAACAAGCAACACUAGGUCACCUCAUGAUGCCAAAGCCUCCAAAUUUAAUCAUGAAUCCUUCUAACUACCAGCAGAUUGAUAUGAGAGGAAUGUAUCAGUCAGUGGCUGGUGGUAUGCAGCCGCCACCAUUACAGCGUGCACCACCCCCGAUGAGAAGCAAAAAUCCAGGACCUUCCCAAGGGAAAUCAAUGUGAUUUUGCACUAAAAGCUUAAAGGAUUGUUAAAAUCAUAGAAAGAUCUUUUAUUUUUUUAGGAAUCAAUGACUUAACAGAACUCAACUGUAUAAAUAGUUUGGUCCCCUUAAAUGCCAAUCUUCCAUAUUAGUUUUAAAUUUUUUAAAAAUAGGGCAUACCAUUUCUUCCUGGCAUUUGUCAGUGAUGUUGCCUAGAAUCUUCUUACACACAUUGAGUACAGAAGAUAUUUCAAAUUGUUUUCAGUGAAAACAAGUCUUUCCAUAACAGUAACAACUCCACAGAUUUCCUCUCUAAAUUUUUAUGCCUGCUUUUAGCGACCAUAAAAUUGUCAUAAAAUUAAUGAAUUUAGGAAAGAAUACAGAUUUAUAUAUUCAUUCUUUACAUAUAAAAACACACAGCUGAGUUCUUAGAGUUGAUUCCUCAAGUUAUAAAAUAAUUUUGUAUUUAAUCCAUUUCUUGAGUAAAGUGAUUGAAAUGGUUUUAAUGUUCUUUUGACUGAAGUCUGAAACUGGGCUCCUGCUAUAUCGUGUCUGUGACUGAAAGUUAGAAACUAAGGGUUAUCUUUGACACAGAAUUGUGUGCAAUAUUCUUAAAUACUACUGCUCUAAAACUUGGAGGAGUCUUGCAGUUAUCUUAGCAUUGUAUAAACAGCCUUAAGUACAGCCUAAGAAGAGAAUUCCUUUUUCUUCUUUAGUCUUUCUGCCAUUUUUUAUUUUCAGUUAUAUGUGCUGAAAUAAUUACUGGUAAAAUUUCAGGGUUGUGGAUUAUCUUCCACACAUGAAUCUUCUCUCUCCUGGCACUAAUAUAAAGCACAUCUCUUAACUGCUUGGUGCCAGUGCUAGUGCUUCAUCCUGUUGCUGGCAGUGGGAUGUGGACUAACAAAAUCAGGUUCUAGCAAUUUAGGAGGUUAAGGAUGACAUUGUGGUUGUUAAGUUCACACCCUGUUUUAUAACAAUAUCAAAAUGGCAGACAUUGCUGACUUUAAGUUCACAUGAGGAAUGUGCUUUAACAAUUCCCAGUACUAUCAGCAUUGUGAAUUAAUUCCUUUUAAAGAUAAGGAUCACUGGCUUCGAUGCUCUUCUUUUCUCUCAUGUUCUUUUACCCCAACUUCCCUAUGUUUUCUUAAAUUACAUCUCAAAGUUCAAUAUUUUUUUUUUUAAAGUUUAGGUCUGUGAGGCAAUUUUCUGAUCCAAAUUAAUUCAUGUAAUACCCUUUUGUGAAGUUUUACUAGAAAAUCACUACAUUGUUGUUUUUCUUAAUCCAGGCCUGUAAAAAUGACCUAUAAGUUUAUUCAUGUAUAAUUUGGUUGCUUGAGUUUCUUAAAGAAAAAGAUUGUUAGACUAUGGGAGUCAACUUAACAUGACAAAAACAUUUUUGAGAUGAUGAUAUAACAGGUAGUGGAAACAGCUAAGGAAUUCUAGAAAAAAGAAAGCUGAGUGGAAGAUUGGUAUGCUCUAGGUAUCACUGGAUUAGAAUGAAUUUAACAUUAGCUAAAACUCUUUUGAGAUGUUUGGAUUAUUAAGAGAUUUCCAUUUUUAUCUUGAAAGAACUAGUGGUUUAAACAUCCAAGAGCACUAGGUUUGUGAUAAGGAAACUUGUGAGGUUUGUUGGAUCCACCCCCCCCCCACCUCCCAUAAUGAAUUUUCACUAACAGAUUCCAUAUAUUUGGAUAUUAUGCCAGCCGUAUAAUCAAAUUUAUUUAAUUGGUGGGGGUAGGGGGGGAGAUGUAUGUUUACUUUAGGAGAAAUGAAAAAGACAAGACUUAUGAGAUAAAUAUUUGAAGACAGUACACUCUGGCCAACUGUCAGUAUUUCUACAAGUCCAGAAUACUUUAAACCUGAUUUAUUAGACCUGGGAACUUUCAACGUGGUCUAAUUACUUGCUCAAAGACAUAGAAGUGAAAAAUUUUAGGCAACCUUCUAAACUGUUUUACCAUGAUGAAACUAUGACUUAAUAAUACAUAGAAGGAUUAAUUGGAAAUAAGAGAGUUUGAAAUAAAACUUGGACCACUUUGCAUACACUCUUCUCACUUGACAUUUUAGCUACAUAAUAUGUACUUUGAGUAUAACAUCAAGCUUUAACAAAUAUUUAAAGACAAAAAUCACAUCAAUAAAAUACUAAAUGGCUCAUUUUUAUAUUUGUUUUAAAUGUUUUAAAUAGUUGCAAUGGCUUAAAAAAAUGACGAUUUAAAAUGUUGCUUGUAAUACAGUUUUGCCUGCUAAAUUCUCCACAUUUUGUAACCUGUUUUAUUUCUUUGGGUGUAAAGCGUUUUUGCUUAGUAUUGUGAUAUUGUAUAUGUUUUGUCCCAGUUGUAUAGUAAUGUUUCAGUCAUCAUCCAGCUUUGGCUGCUGAAAUCAUACAGCUGUGAAGACUUGCCUUUGUUUCUGUUAGACUGCUUUUCAGUUCUGUAUUGAGUACCUUAAGUACUAUAGAAAAGAUGUCACUUCUUCCUUUAAGGCUGUUUUGUAAUAUAUAUAAGGACUGGAAUUGUGUUUUUAAAGAAAAGCAUUCAAGUAUGACAAUAAUACUAUCUGUGUUUUCACCAUUCAAAGUGCUGUUUAGUAGUUGAAACUUAAACUAUUUAAUGUCAUUUAAUAAAGUGACCAAAAUGUGUUGUGCUCUUUAUUGCAUUUUCACAGCUUUUGAAAAUCUGUGCAUACAUUGUUUCAUAGAAAAUGUAUAGCUUUUGAUGCCCUAUUUAAUGGCGGGUUUUUUGCACAUUUAGUUAUUUAAUGUUGGGAGGUCAAGAAGUUUGGUUUUUAAAUUUGUUAUAUACUAAAUUAUGUAAAAGGAGAUCUUUAACCUCAAAAAUAAUUUACAUACCAGGAAGCCUAUGUGUGUUUGUGUUAGUUUUGGUUGUCUUUGUGUAAUCCAGCACCACCUCUGCUUCCCAAGAGCUGCAUCACUCAUUGAAGUCAAGCAGGACUACUGAUACACACUUGAUAAAAAAGCUGCUUACCAUCCCAAAGCCAUAGGAGGUUGAUGGAAAACCUUAUUACCUGGCCUCCAAAGAAGCUGAAUGUUUUGUAGUCUUCCCUUAGCUAUGCCCAUUCUCUCUUUAGUAUCAUGAAAUCAGAUACAUAUUUCUGCGCCCCAAACAAAACUUUAAAAACAAUUAUUUAUCCCAGUAACCAUUGUUUCUUUUUGGCUUAUAGAUACUUACUCUAACAAUAAGAGAGGUCAUCCUUUUACAUCCUUAUUUCUCUAAAAUUUAUGUUCAGAUUAUUACCCACCUUAUUUCACCAGACUUAUUCUCAAGUGACUUUUGGCUAUCUCAAAUCAAAUCUGCCCUUAGAAAAGAAAGUUCUUCCACCAUUGCAUUGAUUUUUUUUUUUUUUUUCCAAAACUAUUCUGUGCCAGUCCCAAAGGAGUGACCAAGUUUCAGAAAUGCUUUUUGUCUGUGCAACAUUUUAUAUAUGCUGUUAUGUUGAGGUGAAUAAAAUUUAAAAAUCCAAAAUA